Molecule: messenger RNA, 456 nt
Organism: Rotaria socialis
Lineage: Eukaryota; Metazoa; Rotifera; Eurotatoria; Philodinida; Philodinidae
Source: the annotation of a GenBank genome assembly
AUGGGAGGUUGUUGCGGUUCUGCUCGACUCUUUUGCAAAGACUUUCGCGCUUUCGUCUUCGAAGGCAGAGUGGUUGAUUUAGCUGUUGGUUUCGUUAUUGGUAGAGCUUUCAGCACUGUUAUUAAAUCAUUGGUCAACGAUAUUCUUUUACCGCCAUUUGGGUUUCUUUUUGGUGGCGUUGAAUUUUUUAAUUUAACAAUUAAAAUGCGGAAUUUUGCUUAUCCAGAUAAUCCGCCAGUUGUUAUUCGUUAUGGUGAAUUUAUUCAAAGUUUAGUCUACUUAUUGAUCAUCUCGUUUGCAGUAUUUUGCAUAAUUGCGUUAGUUGCGCGAUUGCGCGAAGGUCGCAAGAAGGAAAAUGAUGAUGGAUAUGAUCUGGUGCCAGAGCUAAGUGAACAAAUCAAAUUGUUAACUGAAAUACGGGAUUUACUAGGAACAAAACUGGAUCCUAAAACAUGA